This is a messenger RNA of Dacryopinax primogenitus, 1806 nucleotides long. Its product is annotated as DUF21-domain-containing protein. NCBI's taxonomy places the organism in Eukaryota, Fungi, Basidiomycota, Dacrymycetes, Dacrymycetales, Dacrymycetaceae. Gene Ontology annotation, cellular component: intracellular membrane-bounded organelle. Bases 1 to 1806 code for a protein of 601 amino acids. Gene Ontology annotation, biological process: magnesium ion homeostasis. The transcript is spliced from 9 exons. The record is from RefSeq and is a predicted model, not a curated record.
AUGAUACCCGUUCUGGUCAUCCUUUCGGGAAUAUUUGCUGGACUCACGCUCGGGUACAUGUCGCUCGACGAGACGCAGCUGCACGUUCUUUCCGUAUCCGGCUCUCCAAAGCAAAAAAAAUACGCUCGACAGAUCAUGCCUAUACGAAAGAAUGGGCAUCUGCUUCUCACAACCUUGCUCAUCGCUAACAUGAUCGUGAACGAGACUCUGCCCGUCGUAUCGGACAACGUGCUCGGCGGAGGCGUCGAAGCUGUCGUAAUCUCCACAGUACUGAUCGUCAUCUUCUCGGAGAUCAUUCCCCAAUCCGUGUGCUCCCGGUAUGGCCUCGCUAUAGGCGCGAAGAUGGCCCUCCCGACGCGUUGCCUCAUCUACCUGCUCUUCAUCGUCUCCUGGCCAGUGGCCAAAGUGCUCGAGCUCAUCCUCGGCCCGCACCAAGGCAUCAUCUACCGCCGACAAGAGCUGAAAGAGCUCAUCAACAUGCAUCUUGCCGGUGAAGGGGGGAAAGGUGACCUUGCCGGGGAUACGGUCAACAUGGUUGGCGGAGCGCUGGAUUUCCAGGUGAAGAAGGUCGAGGAUGCGAUGACCCCACUGAGCAAGGUGUUCCACCUCGAGGCGGACGCCAAGCUGGACUAUGAGACGCUGGCGAUGGUGGUCAAGAGCGGGCACUCUCGCAUACCUAUCUUUGAAACGAACAAGGAAGAAGGGCAGGAACGGAUAAAGUGCCUGGGUAUUCUUUUGGUCAAACAGUGUGUCCUGCUCGAUCCGGAAGAUGCCACUCCCGUCCGGUCAAUUCCGCUCAACAAAAUCCCUAUCGUGUCGUUCGACGAGCCCCUGCUGGGCAUUCUGGAUCGUUUUCAGGAGGGCCGCUCACAUAUCGCCCUCGUCUCGCGUAUCCCUCGUCAACAAGAGCCACAGCUGCAAAAAGUCAACGGGGACGUCAAAGAGCACAAACAGGCGAAGGAGAGCCUGACCCGCCGAUUCCUCAACAAGAUUCACCUAGGUGACUCGGACAGCGAGGAGGAUGAGUCCACGGCGGCCGGUGACAUGGAAAAAGGAGGAAGCACGUCGGGGAAAAAGGAUGCCGCAGGUAGUAGGUUUUCGAACAAUCUCGAGCAGGUCAUGCCCGCGGAUGCGGUGCUCGAUAAGGAUGGCGCGGAACGCUUCCUCCAGACUCUGGAAGGGAACCCUCUCGGCAUCAUCACGCUGGAAGAUGUGCUGGAAGAAUUGAUAGGCGAGGAGAUUCUGGACGAAUUCGACCUCACAGGCGCACAGGCUCUCCCAGCAUCGUCUUUCGUCCCAGAAGAGGCGAAGCGUGCGGUGGACGCGGCACGUUCUAGCGGGAGGGCGAAGAGGGUCGCACAGGGACUGAGGAUCGUCAAGCGUGCGCAGAGUACACCGACAUCUGCCACCCAGCUGGGAGAGCAAGAUCAGCCCCUUGCUGGAGGGGAGGGCGAGGCGGAGACUCUGGCCACCCCCAGGCCCGCAGGAGUUGAUGCCCCUGAAGCCGCUAAUUCGGAUACGAUCGCCCCGUUAACCGAAGAACCAGAAGUCCUCGCUGGCAGCACGCACGCGUCCCUCCCUACGGAGCCGGCUGACGGAGGACAACGGCCGAGGAAGAGCGUGUUCAAGAGUUCCAAUAACGAACCAUGGGGAGGCCGACGACGCGCUACCGGGACUGGGACGGGGACUGGUGAGCCCGAGAGCGUGAGUGUGGGUAAUCUGCAUACAGAUCGGCAUGGGCGAGGCCCUGAUAAUCCCAGGGAGGGGGAAGAUUUCGCUGGGCCUUCCCCUGCGGCUGGCAUCUGA